This is a messenger RNA of Nicotiana tabacum (common tobacco), 1617 nucleotides long. Its product is annotated as tRNA:m(4)X modification enzyme TRM13. Gene Ontology annotation, biological process: tRNA methylation. Lineage: Eukaryota; Viridiplantae; Streptophyta; Magnoliopsida; Solanales; Solanaceae. The record is from RefSeq and is a predicted model, not a curated record.
AUAAAUAAAAUAAAAUAAAGCGUGAAUGUUUUUUCCUUUGCAGGGUUUAAGCGGCGACUAAUGGAAACACACUGCAAUUUCUGGCUUCCGAAGAAGAAGAGAUUUUGCGCAAACACCCUUCUCAAAGAUUCACAGUUUUGCGGAAACCACACCCAAAGAUCUAAUGGACAAUGGAUUCCUUGCCCUAUCCACCCUUCUCACUCUGUGCUGGAAGAGAAUCUCCAAAGUCACCUUAAGCGAUGCCCAUUUUACAAACAAGCUCAAUCUUUAUUACUUCAGCCUUAUUACCAAGAAGGGAUCAAUGCUGGUAAAGAACAACAAGGGGACCAGAAUUUUAGUUCAGAGAUGAAGAGAAAUGCUGUUCAUUCAAUGACCCCUUUUCAAUUCUCCCUUUUGAUUAAUAAAAUCAAGUCUCUUCAUGCUUCUCUAUGUAAUGACAUCCGUGAUUCUUUCAAGAUUCCACAAGCGUGUGACAUUUGGACUAAUCGACAAGUGGACCGGACUUUACCUUUUCAAGAAAAACAUGUAAUGCAGCAAGCCUCAAUUCUUGGGAAUCUAGAAGAAUUUGGGGUUCUUAAAGUUAAGUUAGAAACAUCAGUGGAUGAUGAUGAUGGUGUUCCUGCAGUUGUUGAGUUUGGAGCGGGGAGAGGGUACUUGACGCAAGUUCUGACCGACUGUUAUGGAAUUGACAAGAUUUUAUUGGUCGAACGCAAAUCAUACAAGCUCAAGGCUGAUCGGAGUCUGCGACAGAAAGAGAGUGUUACACUAGAGCGGUUGAGAAUUGACAUUGAGGACCUAAAAUUGGAUGCUGUUGAGAGCUUACAAGGAGUUCCUUAUCUGGCAAUUGGUAAACAUCUUUGUGGGCCUGCUACAGAUAUGACUUUAAGAUGUUGUAUCAGGGAACAGUGUGAUGAUUCUCCUUCUGAAUCGACUUGCCCCAUGAUUGGCCUAGCUAUAGCUACAUGUUGUCAUCAUCUUUGUCAGUGGAAGCAUUACAUAAAUAAGCAAUAUAUGUUGAAUUCGGGAAUCAGCAAGGAUGAUUUCAAUGCCAUGACAUGGUUUACCAGCUGGGCCGUCGAUGCAGAUCAUGGGUCAGACCUCAGUGGCACUGAUUGGUCUUUUGAUCUACAGAUCAGGGAAAAUGAGCAUGUAGAAUCAGAUCUAAAUACAUAUGAAGUCAAAGACAUGGUGAAGAAUAUGAAGGCUGUGGAUAGAGCCGUUGUAGGGUUGAUGUGUAAGGAUAUUAUAGAUGUUGGGAGGUUUAUGUGGCUCAAGGAACAUGGACUUGAAUGUGAGCUUGUCAAGUAUGUUCAGUCAAAUAUCUCUCCAGAAAACCGUUUGUUGGUUGCGAGGCAGAAAAGCUGAGUGUUAACAUGCUGCUGUACACUGCAUUUGUACAACAACAACAAACUAAAUGUAAUCCCACAAGUGGGGUUUGGGGUGGGUAAUGUAUAUGUAGACCUUACUCCUACCUUGUGAAGGUAGAGAGGCUGUUUCCGGUACACUGCAUUUGUAUCCCUCAGAUAUUUAGCUUUCUCAAACCUGUAGGUCUAAUUCACAAUUUGAUAAUGUAUUCUGGAUAUCAGCAUUUUUUGAGUAGAUGUGUUUUAGAGGUCA